Messenger RNA from Adineta steineri, 2223 nucleotides. The record is from the annotation of a GenBank genome assembly. Lineage: Eukaryota; Metazoa; Rotifera; Eurotatoria; Adinetida; Adinetidae.
AUGUCUGGUAUUAAACGAACUCGUACAGAUGAAAUAUUAUCAUCAUCAUCAUCAUCAGUAGCAUCAUUAGCAUCUCAAACAACAACAACAACAACAACAAUUACAACAACUUCUACAAUAUCACCAAAAAUUGAAACACCAUCCACUUUUAAUUCAAAUGUUGAAGAAGAUUAUAAUUGUCCAAUCUGCUUUGAAAUAAUUAACGAAGCAUUUGUUUCUCGAUGUGGACAUAGUUUCUGUAGUAAAUGUCUUCAACGAACAGUUGAAUCUCUUCGUCGAUGUCCAAAAUGUCAAUUAACUCUUCAACCCUCUGAUAUUUUUCCAAAUUAUACAUUAAAUGCAAUCAUAGAAAAAUACCGUCAACAACGUCCAUUACCUCAAAAUUAUGGCAAACAUGGUAGUAUUGUUGAACAUAUCUCUGAUAUGGUAACAAAUGUUCAUACAUUAAAUACCGAAGAUCUCGAUCGACUUAUGUCCAUUAUUCGUCAUCAUAAAGACAAAAUUGAUUCAAAUAGUGAAUAUGUUCAUAAUCGUUUACUUGAAAUCUUUCUCAUGCAUGUUCAUCAUGAACGAAGUGGAGCAAUUGAAUCUUUAACUAAAGAAUUAAAUAUUGUCGAUCAAGAUUUAAAACAAAUGAAUAAACGACAAAAAUGUACAUCAUCAAAUGUAAAUAAUUCAACAAAUACAAAUUCAAAACAAAUAAAUGAUGAUAAUCCAAUAUUAAUAUCAAAUUCAACAAAUGAUAUUAAAGAACAAUCAACAUCAAAUCAUACAGCAAUUGCUAAUGAUACUGUACCGAAUUGGACACAAUCAACAGGACAAGAUCUUCAUGCAACACCUGAUAUGAAAACAGAUAAACAACAAAUCGCAUCAACAACAUCAAUAUCAUCUUCCGUCAUUGUACCAGCAACAAUAGGAACAACAUCAUCAACUUUAACUAAAAAUGAUUGUAUUGGAUCAAGAAUUGCUCCAGGUGGUGCUGUUGUACCCGAAGAAACAAAUCAAAUUAGUUUACCAGCAAAUGAUGAUAUUGAAAAUCGAACUAAGAUUAUGAUGCGUUUUAUGGACGAUUUAACAAAUAUUUAUUUUUCAACAAGAAAUUCAUUAAGAUUAACUGUAGAAACUGAUGGCUCAUGUAAUGGUGAUAGUGGAUUACGUUCAUUUCGAGAUAGUUUAGCUUCUGUUACAAAAUAUUCACGCUGUAAACCAAUUGCUAGUGUAAAUUUCGUUGGAGAAAAUUUUGCUCAAGCCAGCAUUGUGUCAAGUAUUGAAUUUGAUCGAGAUUAUGAACAUUUCGCUGUUGCUGGUGUUUCAAAAAAAAUUAAAUUAUAUGAAUAUCAAUCAAUAUUAGAUAAUACCGUUGAUUUACAUUAUCCAACUAAAGAAGUUUUAUGUACAGCUAAAUUGAGUUGUAUUAGUUGGAAUCCAUAUUUAAGAAAUUACUUAGCAUCAAGUGACUAUGAUGGAUUUGUUUCUAUAUGGGAUAUGGCAACAGCACAAAAAGUUCGAACAUUUCAAGAACAUGAAAAACGUGCAUGGAGUGUUGAUUUUUGUUCAUCAGAUCCGAAAUUACUUGCAUCAUGUUCUGAUGAUUGUCGAGUUAAAAUUUGGUCAAUGCAUAAUGAUUAUUCCGUAACAACAAUUGAUGCUAAAUCCAAUGUUUGUUGUGUAAAAUUUAAACCAGAUUCACAAUAUAAUAUUGUCUUUGGAACAGCUGAUCAUAAUUUAUAUUAUUUUGAUUUACGUAAUACACGUGAACCUUGUAAUUUAUUAAAAGGCCAUAAAAAAGCAGUGUCAUAUGCUCGAUUUUUAUCCAAUAAUGAAAUUGUCUCAGCAUCAACAGAUAGUCAACUUCGUUUAUGGCGUGUUACCGAAGGACAAUGUUUAAGAACAUAUCGUGGACAUGUUAAUGAAAAAAAUUUUGUUGGUUUAGCUGUUUCAAAUGAUAAAAUUGUUUGUGGUAGUGAAUCAAAUACAGUACAUUUAUAUCAACGUGAAAUAUCUCGGCCUUUACUCAAUUAUAAAUUUGAUGAUCAAAAUACUGGAACAGCUAAGACAACAACAACAACAACAGCAGCAGCAGUAGCAACAACUAAUACAGAUCGUGUAAAAAAAGAUGAAACCGGAACAGAAUUUGUUAGUGCAAUGUGUUGGAGUAAUAAAGAAAAUAUUUUAUUGGCAGCAAAUAGUCAAGGUGUUGUUAAAGUCUUGGAAUUGUCCUAA